Molecule: messenger RNA, 935 nt
Organism: Pseudomyrmex gracilis
Lineage: Eukaryota; Metazoa; Arthropoda; Insecta; Hymenoptera; Formicidae
Exons: 4
Source: RefSeq, a predicted model, not a curated record
GCGUGUCAAGGCGGUUCGCAAGGUGUAAUAUCUACGCCGCCGGACUUACUUGAUUUCGCAGGGGCUGGUCAGGCUUAUGCCGCGGCCAUGCACAGCGCGAAGCUCUCGCCGAAUUCCCGUCACUGGUCGCGAUGCAAUUCCGCAGCCGAUUUUAAAGCAGCCAGCCUGUGCCAAUUAGCACACUUGAGUGAAGCGCUCGCGAAAUCGGAAGAGCUAGUUCGACUUGGAAUCGAAAUGACUGCAGACUUCUUCUGUUUCAAAGGGCGAGUCCGCCGUGGAGUUCGUCACACGGAACAAGAGUUAGGCGCUCUUCGAUCCGACAGAUCCCCCAGUACGAUUAUUUUUGAAAGAAGAAUUCUUCUGAGUUGUACCAUUCUUGUGGGAGUUUCGAUAUGCAUAUGGUCUGUGGCUAUUGGAACAGAUCACUGGUUUGCGCUAGAAUCCCCGGAUGAAAAUGGUGUGCCUUUAGGAGGUGCCAGUAGUGCUAAAAGGCUGUUGUACAAACAUGCAGGUCUCUGGAAAAGUUGCAUCACUGGAUUGACAUCUGAAUUUGAAAAUUCUACAAAUUUAGUGCGAUAUAGUGAAUGCAAGUAUUUGAAUAUGUUUCCAACCGAGAUACAAGUGAAACUGGAUUCAAGUUUGAAUACAACAAUGUUGACUGAUUGGAGGCCCGAUUCAGUUCGCUUUUCAGUCGAUAAACUCGACUUGAAAGAGACCGGCCCGGAAAAAUCGGACGGUGCGGAUUCGAACUCGGGACCUCCCGUUUGCAGCCCUCGCACUCAGACCGCGAGACUACUGGGCCGGUGUGUUGAGUAAGUACAGUAACACAUUUUUAUCAAGAAGCACAGUAGUGCGCGCGACUUCGUUGCCUUUAUUCCACAAAAAUGAGUAACUUUGACAUUUGUGAAAAAUUGAAAUGUUCAUAUUUCAGUAAU